Molecule: messenger RNA, 7477 nt
Organism: Drosophila suzukii
Lineage: Eukaryota; Metazoa; Arthropoda; Insecta; Diptera; Drosophilidae
Gene: Cad86C
Product: Cadherin 86C
Biological process (GO): homophilic cell-cell adhesion
Cellular component (GO): plasma membrane; catenin complex
Molecular function (GO): cadherin binding; calcium ion binding
Source: RefSeq, a predicted model, not a curated record
AUAUUUCUUGGUGAUGGUGACGCGUUUUUUCUAUGUUCUGUAACCAGACAAGUGUUAAAUGAUUAUACAAUUAAGUUUCUAAUCUUGUGCUAAGAAGUCCAUAAAUAAUAAUAACCAAUAACUUAAUUUCCCCGAUAAAUCAGUUUAAAAUCACGCAUGUGAAAUUACUUUGGGUCAAUAAACUUGGUUUGGCGGAUAGAAAAAAACACGCCAAGGCUGUCAGAAGAGCGAAAAAUCAGCCAAAUGGUCGAAUCCAAGAAUUUUCAACAAAAGCCAGAUUAAUUAUUUUCAGGCAGAGAACUCUUUCUCUUGCCCCCGCCUCCUCGUUCUAUUGAUUUCCCUAAAAAUACCUAAAAAUAAUUUGAGAAAGUGGAGAAGGUGCGAUAACUGCUGGGUGCCGAGGUUGUUGUACCUCCGAAUUUGAUUUUAGCCCUCCGCUAAAGUGUUCGUUAGCCCCCCUCGAUAAGCCAUCUGCUAAGAGCUGGCUUCCUAAAUAGAGCAUCAGCAAAAGUAUGUACUCCGCGAGUACGUGUGAAAACUUUCAAUUCACUUUAGUAGUUGCCCGUGGAAUGGCUUUCGGUGUCUUAAGUUCUUUGGAACUACAAAUAAAAAACCGUCUGAUAAGAGGCAAUAAAACGAAAUUGCAGCAAUCCAUUGCAGGUUUUAACAAUUCGAAGCCACAUGUUGCAGGCUGUCAAAGUCUGAGUUCCGCUGCCGAAGCGCAUCGCGUGAUUUGUGCCACAUCUACAUAUAUCUAAACUUCCCUGCGGAUAAAGUUAACAUGACAGUGAAAGCCCCAAACUUAUGGCAAAUAUUGAAUUUUGAAUAACAACAUGACAUUUGAUUUACUGCUGUCUUGUAUUUCUGAAAAGGAAUACCAAAAUGUUUAAAUUAAACAUAGAAAGCUUUGAAGGAUAAUGGAGCGCAACAAAUCGAGUAUCAACUAAGAAAUUUGAACAAAAUGAGAAAUGGCUUCCACAAGUAGCAGUCAGCCGGAGAAGAACCGAUCACAUGUCCCGCUUUGCCGCCUGGGAACGGAGCCGAUCAGUGGGACGAGUGCCGCUGAGGAGCCCAGUGGGCAGAGGGAAUGCUACUACUACACCCCAGCUACCUCCCCGCACCACCAUCUCUACAGCCACCACCACAAUCGUCUGAAGCAGCACCACCGGCACCACCAUCAUCAUCAUCAUCAUCAUCAUCAUCAUGAUCAUCGGCAUCAGCAUCAGCAUCAUCGGAACCAGCAGAUCCAGCACCACUGGCCAUCGCGACUGGGUCCGAUUGGUCCCUGGCUGGGCGCAAUGACCGCCUAUCGACUGCUGACAAUCAGCCUCCUAAUUGGCAUUCUGUGUCCACAUCACGUCCAGGGAGCGGACCCCAAGUUCGAUCCGACCACGCGCAUGCGCCUGGUUCUGGUACCGGCGGACGCACAGGUCAACUCGGUAAUCUACAGGUUGCGUGCCACCGACGAGGAGUUCGACUAUCCGCUGACCUUCGAGUUCGUGGGCGAUGCCAGCGCCUCCACCGUCAAGGUGGAAUCGCUACCCUGCACCAAGUACAAUUCGGUGUGCCAGGCGAAUAUCGUACUCCAGCGGCGAUUAGAGCCGGGCAGGUACUAUGACUUCCAGGUAUCGGUGAAGGACACCAAGGGCGGAAUGACCACGCAGCUCUGCUCAAUUACGGCCACCAAUUUCACCACGCCGCACGACCUCAUCUUCCCCCAUAAGCCCGGCAUCAUAAUGAUACCCGAGGAUGCUAAACGCGGCACGGAAUUGGAUUAUGUAAUUGCCCGCAAGAACCCGCUGUUUCAGAAACCAGUCUACCUCGAGUUAUGGGGUUCUCCGCUGUUUGCCAUAAGACAAAAAAUCGUAUCUUCCGAGACCACAGAGGGAACCGUUUUCCUCCUGGGACCAUUGGACUUUGAGAAGCAAGCCAUGUACCAUCUAACGAUACUAGCCAAUGAUGCCUAUGCUGAGCCUGGUCAAGAUAGUCGUAAUAUAGCGGGAAUGGAGAUAGUGGUUAUAGUCCAGGAUGUUCAGGACCAACCACCAGUAUUUACGUCUGCUCCCCCAGUCACCAAACUUCCACCAGGAAUACUGCCUGGCGAUAAGAUAUUACAAGUUCAUGCUGAGGAUGGCGACAAGGGCAAUCCCCGGGAGGUUCGCUAUGGAUUGGUCUCCGAGAACAAUCCGUUCACCUCGUUCUUCGACAUCAACGAAACAAGCGGUGAGAUCUUCCUGAUGCGACCCCUCGAGGACAUUGCCUUCAUCACGCAUGUGGGUGAUCCGGUGCUGCUCACCGUAAUUGCGGAAGAGGUUAAGGUGGGUCGUGACGAGCCGCCCGCACUGGCCUCCACGGUCCAAUUGGCGUUCUUUCUGCCCGAUCGCACCAAUUCGCCGCCGUACUUCGAGAACGAUCACUACGUCUCGAGGGUGGACGAGAACGCCCCCCAAGGCACCGCACUGACGUUCGUUGAUCCCUACGUGCCGCGGGUCUACGACGAUGAUACGGGCAAGAACGGCGUCUUCUCGCUGACGCUGCUCAACAACAACGGCACGUUCGAGAUUAGCCCAAAUGUGGCGGAACGGAGUGCGGGAUUCCUGAUCCGGGUGCGGGACAACUCCAUGCUGGACUACGAGCAGCGGCACUCGGUGCAGUUCCAGGUUCUGGCCCAGGAACUGGGACCAGCCACCAAUCUCUCUGCGCUGGUCAACGUUACGGUGUAUAUCAAUGAUGUGAACGAUAAUGCUCCGAUUUUCGAGCAGCCCGCCUAUACGGUGGAACUGCCGGAGAACAUGACGGCGGGCACUAAGGUGGUCCAAGUUUUGGCCACCGAUCCGGAUUCCGGUUUGGGUGGCAAGGUGCGAUACACGGCCAUUCUGGGCUAUCUGAACACCUCACUGAAUCUGGAUGCGGAGACGGGGCUGAUCACGGUGUCCACCAACAAACACGGCUUCGAUCGAGAAGUCAUGCCCGAAUACCAUCUGUACGCGGAGGCCAGGGACAUGGAUGGCGAGGGGAAUCGGGCCCAGGUGCCAUUAAUACUCAAGCUAAUCGAUGUCAACGACGAAACGCCCAUUUUCGAUAAGGAUCUUUACGAGUUUAUACUCACACACGACUUGAUGGGUUUCACCACCAGCGCAGUGAUCCAUGCGGAGGAUAAGGACGCCACUGCUCCGAAUAACGAGGUGCGCUACGAGAUCAUCAAUGGCAACUACGACAAUCAGUUUGUCUUGGACAAGGUGACCGGUGAGCUGACGGUCAGGGAGAAGAUCAACCUGCGAGCCAAGAAGAAUGCCAAGACGAGAAGGCGUCGACAGACGGGUUCAGAUGAUGAGGAUACGGACAUAUUCAUCCUGACAGCCAGAGCCUACGAUCUGGGUGUUCCAGUGCGCUUCUCCACCACCACUAUCCGUAUCUAUCCUCCAGAGAGCCGCAAACGCACUGUAAAGUUUGUGGUACCGGGACACAAUCCGGACAAGGCCAAGACCGAGGAGACGCUUUCGGCCCUCUCCGGUGGCAAGGUGUACAUCCACAAUAUCCGACCACUGCGACCAGAUGAGCCGGGUGCCAAGGACAUAGCAGCUGGGAAUCCGGGCAUCAAGGAGCGCAGUGUGGUGACGGCUACCGUGAUCUAUGACAGCUCCUCGGUGGUGGACAUAUCGGAGAUUCAGCAGCGAUUGUCCCAGCACAACAACUCCUAUGCCAUCAUGCCGACGGACUCCUCGCCCACAGACACCCUCACUCCCUUGCAGACCCAGUACAAGGCCGAGAACAAGGUGCUCUUCUGGCUGCUCAUCCUGCUGGCCACCCUGGUGGCCCUGACCAUCCUCAUCCUGCUGCUCUGCUGCAUCUGCUCUUGGUGUCCACUUUACGGGGCUGCAACCAAAAGAAUAGUUAAUAUCAGUAGAACUGAAGACGAUGUGCAUCUAGUGCAUAGGGAAAUGGCAAAUGGAAAACAAACAAAAUCUGUUCAGGUCGCAGAGUGGAUGGGAAGACGCGAUGCCUGGUCGGCGGAGAAACCUCCAGAUACCCGAACGAAGCCCACCCGCUGGGAGUUCCACGAUGGACGUGAGCAGCUUGACGAAGACGUAGGGAGGGCCCAGGACAUCGGCGAUGGACGUCACAUCCAAUCCGCCGAGGAGCAGCAGCGAAGAGUUCGCAUUAAAAAUAACCGCACAGCCAAAGACGAUCUUCAUCUUAAUUUCCAUAACUCUAGGACUAAUCUGAUCAACGACCGCGACGUAUACAUGGAGGAUGUGAUCGAGAACCGGGAUCUGGCGGAGGACAGGGAGCACAUAACCAGGACGCGGGUGAAUCGGCAGGAGUACGCCCGGAGGAAGCAGUACGACUCGGAGGUGCGGCACAUAGACGAUGAUUCCAUGCGAAGGCACGAGAUUGACCGAGGCAGUGACAUCGACUUCAACACAGCCCACAAUAGUCUCAAGAGCAAACGCGAGCUAUUCAUCAAGGACGGCAAUGUGGAGAUCCUUCAGUUGAUGACCCGGGAUAAGACCAGGGAUGGCUUGAAUCUGGACGAUGACAAUAUCUACGUGAAUGUCCCAGUGAAACCAGCGGGUAAUCUCUCCCAUCCACAGCUUCUGAUGGUGGACAACUCGGGGAAGGAGAUCCUAAUGCGCAGAUUUAUCGAGGAACAACCGGAUGGCAAGCAGAUCAUCAGAGAACAUUAUCAGAUUGUCCCAGGAGCCACAUACAUCCAGUCCAUGCCCAAUGAAGUCCAACAGGGAUCAACAUUGAAAGGUGACACCUUUCCAUUGGGAAAAUCGGGACCAAAUAGCAUAGUUUACUCCCAACUGGAACCGGAGGUUAAGGUAAUUCACACCCAGCCAGUGGAGGCAGGCGAAGGUGUCUCCAUGGAGCAGCAGAUGCAGCCGGCGGUAUCCAAUCAGUCACUCACCCACGAACUGGAGAACUCACUCAAGCAGCAGAAUGCCCUGCUGCGGCAGAUUCUUCUGGAGAAAGAGAAGCUUGAGAAUGCGUACACCCAACACGAGGUGGCUUUGGAAACACAGAGUCUUCCCGGCCAGUCGAUGGCCAUUGGAACUCAGACGGAUUGCGAUGCUGGGACUCAGACAGAGGGUCCAGAUGCCAACUUGGAUCCAGAGAUCAUACAGGCGAAACCUUCCCGUCGAAGAGCACGCAGCGAAAACGAUGAGUCCAUGUCGGAGGAUGGUUACGAGUACGUUCGCUUCAAUCCACCAAAUAGUCCCGAGGGCGUCUAUUGGAUCAAGCGGAGGAGGACGAAGAAACGUCCUAGGCAGCCUCGGAAGAGAAUCGUAAUGGUGGAAGAGGUUAAGCGCAAGAUCCGUACGCCCAUCAAGGAGGAGGAGGAAGUUCAGGAAAGGACGAAGCGAGUGCCGCCCAAGAAACCCCUGAGGGAGACCAAAACGAGUAUCCUGCGCAAGCAGUUGAGCGACGAAAGCCGCAAGGAUCAAUCCCGAAACGGGGAGACUCAAACAGCAAGCAAUCGCCACAGAUCAGAUCGCGAGCUGGUCAUGGAAAUAACCGAUUCCAUGGAUGAACUAGCCAGUCCGGGAUCCCACAGCAUCCGCAAGAUCCAGGUGGAGAAGUACUACAAGCACUCAGAUGCUGACUUCGAUGAGGACGACACGGAGUACUCUAUCGAUUCGGACGGGGAUGAGAUCGUGAUCAGAACCAAUUACCCCAGUCGACAGCAGGAGAACGAAAGGUACCGCAGGGAAGAGAAGAUCUACGUUGAGCCAGAGGAGCUAGCGGGACACAAAAGAGCUCCGAGGAAGCCCUCACCAACGGACUCCCAGCCAGAAGCCAUGCCGCGUCUAUCCAGACGUGAUAGUUCCAAAAGAAACUCCUCGCGAAAGCAAACCUCCUCGGAACCCCCACACAACCGAGUGUCCAUCUCCAAGUACGAAUCCACAGUCACAGAGAAUGGCAGGAAGCUCAUGUCCACCUCCACGGAAAUAGUUGGAUCCAAAAGAUCCCUAACCGAUCGGAGUUAUCAAAGCGAAACAGAGUUGGCGGGUCUCGAGCCCGAGGAAAGAAAUGUGCCUAAGUACAUGGAGUGGUACUACAACAAGAAGAAGUCCUCCGUCAGUGGACGCACGUCCACGGAGUCAUCCAAGUCGCAGCCAUCGAGCAAAAAGAAGGUGGGUGCUGCGGAGAAGCGGGUCUCGAAGACCAGGAUCACAGUCCCUCCCAAGGACGUCGAGGACGAUGAGGAUCCUGGUGGGCGUUACAAGCCGGAGCCCGCGCCCAGGAAAUCCCCACCGAAGGGCAGUCGAAUGCUGAAGGAGGACCGAGCUCUGAACAAGCAGCACAAACCAAAAAUCGAGACUGACACGAAUCACCCACUGCUCCAGCACUCGGAGCACCGCUUCGAAAGGGAGAACGCCCUGGAGGUGCCGGCCGCACCCACAAAGUUGCCGCACUACAUGUAUCCCGAGACGCCGCCACAUGCAGCUGCCAUUAGUAAGGAAUCCAGUAAGUCCAGUAAGGAACCGAGGCCCAAGCCCAAGCCAUCACCCAUUCGGGAGAACGAAGUCAAGGUGUCCAACUCAAAGAUCUACGUAGAGCAACGGGGAGCGGGCAAUCCCACCCAGAAACAGCUGAAUGCCUCGACCCUGGAGGAUGAUCACGACUCCGGAAUAGCCAUGAACUCACUGCUCAACAGCCUGGGACGUAGGAAUCCCAUUGCCGAGAAGAAGAGCGUCUUCUCCAUCGCCUACGACGAUGUCAGCCGGGUGAAGAAGAUCAACUCGGGGGGCGAGUCGCCGCAGUACUCGUAGGACGAUCCGAUCCAUUCCAAACCCUACAAAAGGAACAAUCAUAUGUGAUAGCCUCAAAGGCUCCCUACCUGCGAAUCAUCGAACCAACACUAUCUGCAAUACUGUAUAAUAUACACCAAAAGCCAGCAUAUGUUAUCCCCCAUAUUCGUAGUCUACGGGAUGUUGAGAAAUUUUCAACUCGUUUCCGUGCACCGAAAAUACUUGUACGUUAGGAUCCGGAUCGGUUAGCCGCUUUCAUUUUACUCAUAAGCCGACAGAUGUAGUUCAAAGUUUUAUAUUUAACGUUAUACCUUAUAGUGUGGUUCGGUCGAGAGAGAUUACUUCUCUAAUCUUCGAGGCACUGGCACACGAUCUAUUCGGUGACCAUGCCCCGCCAACGUAUUCAACUCUAUCCUAUAUGCAUAAUAUAUACUCGACUAUGUAUGACCAAAAUUGUUAAGAAUAUUUAUAUGGAUAAUGUUUAAUGGAUCUUUGUACAUACAUACAUUUGUAGUUAUAACCCACAAGUCAUUACCAAGUGCUUUCCUAACAGAAACUUGUGCAAAUGUGUAUGUACAUAAGCUAAUGUAUAUUAUGCAGUCGGAUAAACAGAUGCCUGCCAUAUUGAAAACACUUGCAAAUAUAAUCUAAUAAACCAGAAGCAAGUUUUUGUAAAUACUUUAAAUAUAAGCUUAUGCAAAUAAAUCAAAUUAAUC